GGGUGGGAGAGGGCCCCGCUCAGCCUGAUUUACGGCUCUGCUGAAAACCGCUUCGCUCCCGCAGCAGUAGCACCGCCGCGGCGGCAGCGGCAGCGGCAGCGGCAGCAACAAGUCGGGACUUUUAGAGUAAUGCAACAGAAGGCUUUUGAGGAAAGCAGAUACCCCUGGCAGGAGUCCUUUGAGAAUGUCGCUGUGUGCCUACCAUUCCGCUGCCCGAGGUGUGGGGACCAUACCAGAUUUAGAAGCCUGUCCUCAUUGAGGGCCCAUCUGGAAUUCAGUCACAGCUACCGGGAAAGAACCCUCUUGACAAAAUGCAGUCUCUUUCCAUCCCUCAGAGACACAGACCUAGUCACUUCCUCAGAACCCCUGAAACAGGGAAAACUGCAGAGCUGUGGCAACAUAGUGAAGCAGAAACCGAGCUAUGUUAACUUGUAUAGCAUUUCACAUGAACACUCCAAGGACAGGAAGCCCUUUGAGGUGGUGGCAGAGAGGCCUGUGUCCUACGUGCAGACCUACACUACGGUGGACCUACGUGCAGACUCGCUGGAUGGGCCAAGGUCCAGCCCUGGACUUCCCACCUCAGAGACCAAAACAGCUUUCGAGGCACAUGUCAGAGAAAAAUUCAAUCGGAUGGUUGAGGCCGUGGACAGGACCAUUGAGAAGAGAAUCGAUAAACUCACCAGAGAGCUGGCCCAGAAAACUGCCGAACUGUUGGAAGUUCGGGCGGCUUUUGUACAGCUGACUCAGAAAAAGCAAGAAGUUCAGAGACGAGAGCAGGCCCUGAAUAGACAGGUGGACGUGGCCGUGGAGAUGAUCGCAGUGCUGAGGCAACGCCUGACGGAAUCCGAGGAGGAGCUUCUCAGGAAAGAAGAAGAAGUUGUUACAUUCAACCAUUUCCUGGAAGCAGCUGCUGAGAAGGAGGUUCAAGGGAAAGCUCGGCUCCAGGACUUUAUUGAGAAUCUGUUGCACCGAGUAGAACUGGCCGAAAAGCAGUUGGAGUACUACCACAGCCAGCAGGCUGCCGGCCUCCGCCGGGACGCCACUGAGCACGUGCUUACAGAUGUCUCCUCAAAUAGGAAACCCAAAUGCCUAAGCCGAGGGCACCCACAUUCUGUGUGUAACCAUCCUGAUCUCAAGACCCAUUUCCAUCCAAAAGGAAGGAGCUACCUGAAAAAGGCCAAGGAUGACAGAGCCAGCAUGCAGCCUGCUAAGUCCAUGCAUGAACAGGCUGAGUCCCCAAGAGAAUUCUGCAGACCAGCAAAGAAAGGGGAACCUCUAGGGUUUAGCCGGAAAGGCAACAUCAGGCCCAAAAUGGCCAAAAAAAAGCCAACAGCGAUUGUGAACAUCAUCUAAAAUGGUAGGUGGCUCUGGACCACCAUCACUGAGCUUUGGGGAUGUUGUUCUGGGGCCAACAUUAACUUCCUUUUAAACACAUCCUGUUGUAAGACACAUUGGGAAAGUGAAGGGCGUAACACAUUCAUUUCAUACCCAUAUAAGCACCUGGGUUAAACAAAUUAACAAAACGGAAUCUCGGUGAACCAGAAUUUUUUUUUACAAGCCCCUGUAAAUUAAAGGAAGAAAGAAUUUUUAAAAAUGGAAGCAGUCUUACUAAAAGCAGUUUUAGUAAAACAAAGCUCCAACUUCUAAAAUAAUUAGCCUAGUCUCCAGUAGUUUCCACAUCUUGAGUUCUUUGUGGUGGUCAUUAAUUCUCAGCCCCAAAGCCACACAAGAUGUCAGGCACUGGGGGGAAAAAAAAACUGAUUUUGGUGCAUCUCUGGUCUCACCCUAAGAUUGUGCUGCCAGCCUCUGUCUUGAUAGCUGCUUCUACUGCUGUGGUUGGGGAGGACAGUAAAAACCUUUUGGUCAGCACCUAUCACCAGUACAGGGUCUGAAUGGUUGGAUGCCACCAGAUUGCACAUUUAGUGCACUGUGAACCAUCCUGGAGGCACUGCAGAUGUUACUCAGCACUUUCCUAAGACCUGCUUCCCGACGAGUGUUGGCAGCUUCCGUUCGCUGUCGGCAGGACUUUCUCCUUGCUGGCCGAACUUUUCCACCUCCUGCUGCUUCUCUGCCUUUUUAUGUCUAAAAUAUAUGUUCUUUACCUUUCAACCAAGUAUCUGAAGUGUUUGUUGUACAUGGCCUUCUAAAGUAAUUUCUGAAAUAAACAAUGCACGCGGGAUCCAGAAUCUGAGAUCCUCCUCCUGUCCCUGCCUCCCUAAAACGGCCUUUGUUUCCAUAAAGAACCAUCUGUUACAAACCUCCUGCUUGACAGUUUUCUUCAAGAAUGAAUUUUCAUGUUACUGUAUGUUUUUUUUUUAAUUUAGCAAUAUCAUUGGGUCUCCUGCAGUGUUUGUAAGUACUGACAUUCUUCUGGCAACAAGAAUAAUUAUGUCCACAAAUAUAAACAUUUAUGUAUAUAUAUAUAACACAUAUAAAAUAUAUAUGUCAGGUAUAUUAAUAAUUUAUUUUUAAAUACUCAUGGAAAAGGUGUGUAUUUGUGGUGGGUGGUUUUUAAACUAUAUAUGUUCGUGUAAAUUGAAUUCUCUUACUUUAAAAAUUAAAAGUGUAACCUAAUUAACAUUAGUAGAAUUAUAUUGUUAUUGCAAUAAGCAGCAGAUUAGCAGUGUAUUAAAAACAGGUAACAAAAUAAUUGCUUAAUAUGCCAGUAAAUUGAAAAGUGUAACUUAUAUUAUACAGACGUUUUGAACUUAUAGUGAAAAUGUUGAUUUUUGAAUCUUCACUUUGACUUUUGGCUCAUGGGGGUGGGCUGCUCAUGUGGUAUAUACGCAGCUCUCAAGUGCGAAAAAACGUUGCUGUGAAUAUCACUGUUUAGGCUAAAAACUGUAAAGUUACCAUAAUUACUUAUUUUGAGAAUUAACCUCCUCCAUGGUUGUUUAUUAUUGGUGUUUAUGCCAUGAUUGCACUUUAGCAUUACACAGACUAAAAAAUUGACUUGUUUGUUGCAUUGCAUGCGCUUUUGUUCUGUAAUAUGUGUAUGCAGUGACAAUUUGUUUUUAAAGGUAGUGUAAGCCAACUUUUUUUCCCAUUUUAUUUAAUGUAACUUACAUUUUCAAUUUUCAUUUAAUAUGCCUAGAGGGCAUGACAGCUCUCUUUGACAGUGGUACCUACCCAGUGAUCUUCAGAAAGCACCGUAAUGUCAUAUCUACUCUAUGGACAUUACACAAGACAAAUGAUUUUAAAAUUUAUUACAUUAAAAUUUUUUUUUAAGUUCUAACUAAGUUCUGACCUUCAUACAAGGAGAUGCAUUAUGUAUGUUGUGCUUCCUUAGAGACAUAACUUUGCUUUUGAAACACGGGAGCCCACUCACUUCGAGGGAUAUCCCAUCUACAUGCCAUGGUCUGAACCAUGUGCCAUGCCCCACUUGGGUCUUAUUUUUAAAUAUUUUCUUUGUCCUAAUGGGCAGUCAACCUUAGGGUUGAUUUUUUGAAGAAAUCACCAAAGUUUCUGGGAAAACAUAUUCAAGUUUAAACUGAAGAAUGGAUCUAAUUUUAUUAUUUGUCUUCUAAGGAAGAAACCUUAAUUUCAACCCUCCUUUCAUUCUUUUUUCCCAAACUAGGUUACAGAUUGUUAACUGCAAAAUUCAGAUUUCUCAGACACUGUUUUCCAGGAUUGUUCAGGGUUAAUCAGUUGUAUGGAAGUUGGGAUAUUCUAUUCCCAGAAUUUAAAAAAAGUUUUUAGAUUAUGAACUAUUAUAAUAAUAAAGCUAUAUUUCUGACUAAUGUA
Camelus dromedarius (Arabian camel) is the source of this 3744-nucleotide messenger RNA. It is a transcript of the gene ZNF365, whose product is annotated as zinc finger protein 365. The coding region runs from base 130 to 1353 and encodes 407 amino acids. Lineage: Eukaryota; Metazoa; Chordata; Mammalia; Artiodactyla; Camelidae. The record is from RefSeq and is a predicted model, not a curated record. Gene Ontology annotation, biological process: regulation of double-strand break repair via homologous recombination; regulation of DNA strand resection involved in replication fork processing; regulation of neuron projection development. The transcript is spliced from 5 exons.